GCUGACUGUCUCGAUGGAGAUGACUUCGCUCUUUUCUGCCAUGAAUCUCACGUUGGAGAUAUGCAGAAGCCUUUGAGAGAACUGAGCAGAUUAUGCUUGGGUACGAGCAAUCAGAGUAAUGCAGUAGUAGUUACAGCUGACAUAGUUUCUACUGAACCUCCAAGUGGCUUGCCGUUACUUCAAAUAUGGCCCAGCGAAUCUCCAAGAGGCGAGGCCGACGGCCAAGCUUUCAUUUUUCCAGAUGCACAAGACAGUAUCAACGACAGUGGUAUCGAAUCGAUUCAGGCAUCACCAUCCCCAUGUGGUGUGACAUGCAGCAGCGCAACAGCCAGUCCUUUACAAUCCCGACGCCCGAGUCUUUUACAUCCAGAUCAUGCGCGUAUAUAUUUACAUCACUUGCGACACAAUCAUCAUGCAGCAGAAAGAACUCCAUUGUCACCAGAUCGGACGUCUAUAGACGAAGAACAACCUCCUGCACCUCCAAGCCCAUCUAGUUCAACCACUAGCAGUCUUAAGUCUAUGCCCAGUUCAACAAUGGCUUCUAUUCAUUCCUCGCAUGAUCGGAGACGUAGUAGCAGAUACAGCGUUUUUGAUGCUUUGGAUUUGGAGUAUGCACUUUUACGAGCUGCAGCAAGAGGCUCAGUUGGUCCAUAUUCAUUCUCAGAAUCCCUUCACAAAUUGACCUUCACCCAGAGUCUAGCUUUUCCAGCGUUGGCACGAGGGCUCGCAUUGAAACAAAAUGUACCAACAAGACAACCUCAGCAGCACUCGGAAAGUGGGUUGAAUGCUUUCGCAAAAGUCGUCACUGCUAUAGUGUUAAUGCUUGUAAGCGUUCUUGUGUUCGGGAUUGUGUAUAAAUUUGUUAGAACGUGA
This is a messenger RNA of Cotesia congregata, 873 nucleotides long. NCBI's taxonomy places the organism in Eukaryota, Metazoa, Arthropoda, Insecta, Hymenoptera, Braconidae. The record is from the annotation of a GenBank genome assembly.